Messenger RNA from Durotheca rogersii, 1089 nucleotides. RefSeq lists its product as uncharacterized. Gene Ontology annotation, cellular component: cytoplasm; exon-exon junction complex. The coding region runs from base 396 to 989 and encodes 197 amino acids. Gene Ontology annotation, molecular function: RNA binding. The transcript has a single exon. NCBI's taxonomy places the organism in Eukaryota, Fungi, Ascomycota, Sordariomycetes, Xylariales, Xylariaceae. The record is from RefSeq and is a predicted model, not a curated record. Gene Ontology annotation, biological process: exon-exon junction complex disassembly.
ACCUACGCGAGGUGGGGCCGUUUGCCAACACGCCUGGUACCUCUCUUCUCUAAGGUUCCUAUCCGACCGCCGGCUGGCCCCGUCGACGAUUAGGCUUCAAAGUAUCUACCUCCCCCAUCUUUUCCGUGGCUGAUGCCAACAACCAAGACCUACCUUCUACUUACCUAACUUACCUCCUACACGGCGCACCGCCGUGCCCUGCCCGCCUCUCGAACCUCGCCAUCUCCCCGUCCACCAGUCUCCCUGGUUCUACAUAGAACCUCUGAAUUUAGACGCGGCGAAUCCGUCCAUUUCCGCCCGGCGAGAACAAACGAGCGCGGGAACUCCCUCCCCAUCCCGCGUCGACCCAAGUCCCGCCCCUCCUCCCUCCCUCCCUCCCUCGUGACUCGCCUGCCAUGCCCUCCGAGCCGUCAACCUCGGGCAUCGUCACUGACGAGAACAGCGGCGAGCGCCACAUCCCAGAGUCGGUGCGCGCGGACGGCACGACGCGCAAGGCAAUCAAGAUCCGGCCUGGGUACCGGCCGCCGGAGGACGUCGAGCUGUACAAGAACCGGACGGCGGAGUCGUUCCGCAACCGGGGCAAGGGCGGGGGCGUGCCGGGCGCCGAGGGCCUGCGGGACGCGAAGCCGGCGCAGCACGCGGCGGAAAGCGCCGCCAGCAGCAAGAACGCGAAGCGCCGCGAGGCCCGGCGCAAGGCCAAGUCGGCCGCGGGGGCCUCGGCCGACGGGGAGGACAAGAACACCGAGGACGCUGCUACCCCCGCCCCUGUCGACCCCGCCGUCGAGCGCGAGAAGAAGGCCCGCAACCUGCGCAAGAAGCUGAAGCAGGCGCGCGACCUGAAGAGCAAGAAGGAGGGCGGCGAGGCGCUGCUGCCGGAGCAGAUCGCCAAGGUGAUCAAGAUAAACGAGCUCGUGCGCGAGCUCGAGGCCCUCGGGUUCGACGUCGACGACGAGGAGCCGAAGCCGCCGGCCGCGACGAAGGAGGGGUGAGGCGUCUUGCCUCGUCUAUUCUCCUUUUUUUCAAUCAAUAAAAAAGAACUCUUUCCCCCGCACACAGCCGAGAAAGGGGGAGAGGGGAAGGAGAGGGAGA